CGUUUUUCUUGCUCCUUAAAGACAGAGAGUCAGAGUCAGAGUUAGACAGUACUGCACUGGAACAGUGUACUAUAUUUGGAGAUUUUACAUCUGGACUUACAUCUAAAGGAGAAAUGACUCUUCUGCCUACAAGCAUCCCUGCUAACUUCAGUGAGGCUAUAUAUGGAGCCCAAAACAACACAACAAUAACUAAUUGUUCUCCAGGACAAGAACCAGGAUGGAUCGCCACUGUCGUGCCGGUUUAUAUCCUGGUCAUCUCUGUGCUGGGGAUUGUGUUUAAUGUGUUUGUUAUGCUGGUUUUCUGCCUCCAUAAGAAGCCCUGCACUGUGGCUGAGAUCUACUUGAGUAACCUGGCUGCUACUGACCUUAUGCUCAUGACUUGUUUGCCCUUCUGGGCUGUCAACGUAUCCAGGAACUAUAGAUGGACUUUUGGUCCCUUCAUGUGCAAAUUCGUCAACACGGGCAUUAAUAUGAAUGUCUAUUGUAGCAUCUACUUCCUCGUUCUGAUUAGCAUAGAUCGCUAUUUGGCACUGGUGCAUACAAUGUCCCUUAACAUAAUGCGUACCCGAAAAUGUGCUAAACUGGGCUGUCUGCUGGUGUGGGGUUUGGGCUUACUCCUGAGUGCCCCCACAAUACACUACAGGGUACUAAAAUAUGAGAAUAAUUGUACUACAUGCAUUCUUAACUAUGAAGGUAAUACACAGUUGGUGUUUGAGGCACUACUGAUUACAUUCAGCUUUAUCAUACCUAUUUCUAUUAUUUCCUACUGCACUGUCAGGAUUAUUAACUCUUUGAGAAAUCGGUUUCUGGAGCAGUCAAACAGCCAGACAACAGACCACAAGGCCACCAAUCUGAUGUUGGCAGUCCUUCUGGCUUUUCUGAUCUGCUGGUUGCCAUUCCACCUGUAUAAGACGGCAGGAAUGCUCUGGAGAGCUGGGAUCCUGUCAUUGAACAUCCAAAGCUUUAGCAUCUGCUCCCACAUUGUCAUGUACUUAGCCUUCUUCAACAGUGUUCUCAACCCCAUCCUCUACGUCAUUGUAGGAAAGAACUUCCAGAAGAAAGUUAAGGAAGUCUUCAAGCAGCAAAGACGUAAAAUGACUUUAAACAUGACCUCCGUACGCUCAAGCCUGACGAGAAGCACAAAAACGAACGGCCGAUUGCCCAGAUCAGAUCUUCAGCAUGACUGUAGGUAGUGACAGUGGCUAAUGAUACAACGGCUAUAGCACUGGUAUGGACAUAUUUAGAUGGCAAAUGGAUUUGACAUCUUGUUGACAUUCUCUGCUCAUAUAUUCAGAUAUGAGGCUCAAAUUACUGCAUCUGGCCUCUCUUACCUCUAUUUGACACAAUAAUAACACUGCUACAUAAUUUAAAAGCACUAACAGCUUGUGUAUUAUCCUGCUGAACUAAUGACACAAUUAAGGAAGUAAUGUACAAGAAGAGAUGGAAAUGUGUGAUGACAGGAAAGUGUUUCUGUGUAACCGCAAAUAUUUACUAAGAUGUUCGUGCUUUGUGUGCAUGUCUAUGGUGUCUGAUUUCAUGUGUGUUUUCAUAUGGUGUUACUCUGACCGUCUUGUUAUAUCUUGAUGCUAAACAAAUACAAACCAACAAUUUACACUCCUACAUUUGCAGGCUUGUAUAACUAGCUUUUCCUGCUCUCAAGCUGCUUGUGGUCUGUCACAGCUAUGUCCACAUUCAGGCAGGCUAAAAAUGCAGGCAAAUUAUUAGCUACUAUGUAUCUGUAGAUGUAUGUGGGAUCUGGUGGGGGGUUCUGUUUCAUUGUCUUGAAGUUUUUGGUUGUUGUUUUUUUGUUCUUUUUUCAUACAUUGACAUGUUUAUGCUCAUAUUUGUACAUUUUGGAUUAUAAUGUACAGCACACUGAGUUGAUGUAAUGACAUAUGCUCUAUAAAUAGAAUUGCCAUCACCAUCCUGUUGACAUGUUGUACCACAUAGGGAGCAACUUUAGGAUACGAGACUCAAAGUCUCGGAUGUGCCAUUCAGUUACU
Larimichthys crocea (large yellow croaker) is the source of this 2003-nucleotide messenger RNA. RefSeq names its product B2 bradykinin receptor-like. The coding region runs from base 114 to 1193 and encodes 359 amino acids. Gene Ontology annotation, biological process: immune response; positive regulation of cytosolic calcium ion concentration; G protein-coupled receptor signaling pathway. Gene Ontology annotation, cellular component: membrane; external side of plasma membrane. Gene Ontology annotation, molecular function: C-C chemokine binding; C-C chemokine receptor activity; bradykinin receptor activity. NCBI's taxonomy places the organism in Eukaryota, Metazoa, Chordata, Actinopteri, Sciaenidae. The record is from RefSeq and is a predicted model, not a curated record. The transcript is spliced from 2 exons.